Molecule: messenger RNA, 2690 nt
Organism: Saccostrea cuccullata (small rock oyster)
Lineage: Eukaryota; Metazoa; Mollusca; Bivalvia; Ostreida; Ostreidae
Exons: 7
Coding region: 328-1284 (318 amino acids)
Biological process (GO): phosphatidylcholine biosynthetic process
Source: RefSeq, a predicted model, not a curated record
AGACAAUGUAAGACACAUCAGCUGUGUACUGGGUGGUGGAUUUUAUACUUUGACCAGCAGCCUCUCCUUUGGACAGCUGUUUGACCUAAUUAGUACUGACACUCGCGGAGUACGGUACUUUGACUAAAAGUGUUUUAGUACUACGGUAGUUUUUAUCAAGUGACAACGGUACACAACCUGAGUUAGAUAAAGAGAUGAUCUUUUUGGUCUCUUCUUUUGUGAUGUGCUAAAGGAUUAGUAGAUAAGACACAGUUUAGGGAUGAUAAACAUUUAGAGGUGUAAAAUUGUUGUCUUUGUGACUGAGUUUGGUAUGUACUAUAAUUAACUAUGGGGGAUAUGGUUCAGAUAUCCAUACAGAGCUCUCUGCAGGGUUCUGUGCAGUAUAAACAACUGGAAGAACUUGAAGAAGAACUUUCGAAUGAUAAAACUGUCACAAAUAACAAAAAGGAGUGGAAGAAGUCACGGAUUAUUGAGAAGUGUGUGUACGUGUUGGCGGUGAUCACCAUUAUAUUUCUGACACAUGCCACAGUGUACGCCCAGUGGUUGUUACCCUACUAUUAUGCUGUUAGUACCCCCCUAUUGAUCCUGAUUAGGGUCGUCAUGUACUGCAAGAACAAAUGGCAGUAUUUUCUUCUGGACUUCUGUUACUAUGCCAACAUUUUGUGGUACAUUUUCAUCUGGAUCCCGGGGAGUGGGGAGAUGUUUGCGGUCGUCUUCGCCCUGUCGAAUGGACCGCUGAUUUGGGCCAUGGUGGUGUACAGGAACUCUCUAGUAUUCCACAGUACGGACAAAGUUACCUCAGCCUACAUACACAUCCUGCCGGCUCUGCUAUCAUUUGGGAUUCGGUGGUAUAGAGAGGAAGUCUCCCAGUACUGGUUCCAGGAGUUUGUCCCUGAAAUGCCGGAGAUGUCUCCGGUCUGGUUACUGCUGGUGCCCUUUGCCUGCUUCUUCAUUCACAGUGGAAUAUAUUUUCUGGUUAUACAUAUCGUGGCUAAGCCUAGUGAGGAGUAUGUCACGAGUUUUAAUUACCUGGGAAAGAAGCAGGAGAGCUGCCUAUAUAAAACAUUCAAUAUCUGUGGCGACAGGUGCCGCCCCUUCAUGUUUUACUUCUUUAACUGGUUGUUUUGUAUAGUCAGUCUCGCUGGCGUCUUCGUCUGGUAUAACUUUUACGUGGCCCACUGUAUAUUUCUUGGUGUCAUGUCCGCUGUGCUGAUCAUGAAUGGGGGGAAUUAUUACAUCGAUGUGUUCAGUAAACGAGGAUUUGUGGAGGGCGAAUGUGAAUAAAAGUAUUACUUACUUUUGGUACCAUUGUUAUUAUAUACCAGGGUAAUUUGUGAAUGUAUCGUUAGUGAAUUUUUUGUAGUAUAUGUACAUAAAAAACAAAUGUCAUCUUUCAUACCAUUAUUUAUUUAUUAAAGCAUCAUCAUUAUUCAUCAUCAAUCUUUAAUGAUAUUCAGUUACCUUGAUAUAUCAUGUUACGAAGGUUAUUCCUUAUAAAUCUCUGUGAGAUUACACCGGGUACUAAUUGAUGUAUUUUUCACAGAUUAUUUUGCCAUAUUGUUACUUGUUAAACACUUUGCUGCUCCCUGCAUUUGUAUUUUUGGUUGUUUUGUAAUUAACAUAUAUGUAAAGAUACAAUUUUUUAUCUUAAGUUGGUUGAUGACUUUCAAGCUUUGUAAGAUACUUUACUUUUUGUUGUUGAUUUUAGUAAAGUAAACCAUGCUUUGUAAUGAACUCACUUUAAUAACAAAUCCCUGCUUACAGCAAAGUUAUUUUUAUUCCCUAAGGUUUUAAAACAUAUUGUGAAAUACCGGAUAUAAUAAACAACUUUUUACUGUUGUACUGUAACUUUAACUUCUUUGUCGAGAUCAGGGUAGAAAUCAUAUGAUUUUGGAAUAAUUACAUUAUUGCCUGUAAUUAUAAAUAUGUUAUUUUAGCUGUCUGUAGACUAGUUGGUCUUUUAAUUAAAACUUGUACCUCUAAAUAUCUUGAAGUUUCUAAGUCAAUAAAACAGUGCAAUACAUUUUCAUAUUAACAAAAACUGAGAUUUUUAAUUUAUUUACUUUAAUGUUUUUUACAAAGUUCUCACAGACAGUAUUAGAUUGUAAUGUACUGUACAGUUUACAUUGUAAUUAUUGUUUUUAGCCUUUACCACAGCUAGGUCUGUGAAUGAUUUGCAUUCCAAAGAGUAACAUUUUAAUUUAUUGAGUCACGCUUGCCAAAUAUUAUAAAUGACUUCCCAGUUUUACUUUUUAGGUCACCUGAGUAAACUCAGGUGACCUAAUGCUAUCCGUUUUCAUCCGUCGUCGUGCGUUAACUUUUGAACAUUUUCAGCUUCUUCUCUGCAACCACUGAACCAAUUUCAACCAAAUUUGGCAUAAAGCAUCUAUGGGUGAAGGGGAACAAAAAUUGUGAAUUUCAUGAUCCCUGCUCCCCUGGGGCCUGAGGGAUGGGGCCAAAACCACUAAAAUGAAUGCAAUCUUUAAAAAUCUUCUUCUUUACUCCUGGACAUCAAGCAGGCAAACUGUUUGCAUGAUUGUAAUCAGCAAGGGUGUCUCUACCAAAAUUGUGAAAUUUAUGGCCCUGGGGUCAGGGGUUCUGGUGUUAGGGCGGGGCUAAAUAAGUAUAUAGUGAAAAUGCAUUAUUUCUUUGAUAAUCUUCUUCUCUGCUCCUGGGUAUGAAAUAAACCA